Messenger RNA from Carassius carassius (crucian carp), 1415 nucleotides. Its product is annotated as GTP-binding protein Rhes-like. NCBI's taxonomy places the organism in Eukaryota, Metazoa, Chordata, Actinopteri, Cypriniformes, Cyprinidae. The transcript has 2 exons. The record is from RefSeq and is a predicted model, not a curated record. Bases 15 to 1064 code for a protein of 349 amino acids. Gene Ontology annotation, molecular function: GTP binding; GTPase activity.
ACCAGCCGUCCUGGAUGAUACCAGCCAGGAGCAUGGAGGUGAACACAACUGAUAAAGCUCUUCUUUCAGUUGAUGGCACCGCGACGCUCUCCGGUUGCAGCUAUCAUUCCGAAGGCACCGCUGUUGACACGCAUUUGCAGUGCGCGUCGCACUGGAGACAUUCAGAGCCGAAGGCGCGAGUGGUGCGCUCCUCCAGCACCGGAAUGCGUCCCUCGUCGUCUGAACGCAAACCUAGGAGACCUCUAGAUCCCUUUUCCGCGUCUCAGCUCCAUAAAACAAAGCAUAUGAGAUAUGCGAGUAAAAACGACGAUCUGGUCAGCAUAAAACCCAGUCACUACCGGCGCAUAGUUGUGCUCGGCGCGCCCCGAGUCGGUAAAACGGCGAUUAUACGCCGCUUUUUGGGUAAAGAUGGAUUCGAGGAACAGUACGAGCCAACGACCGAAGACUUCCACAGCAAACUCUACCACAUCCGAGGAGAGAGAUACCAGUUAGACAUCCUAGACGCGUCCAAAGAGAGAGACUUCCCGGCCAAGCGAAGACUGUCUAUUCUGACAGGUGACAUAUUCCUGCUGGUGUUCAGCGUAAUCGACCGAGAGUCGUUCACGGAGAUCUGCUCGUUACGCGAGGAGAUAGUUACUUCCAAAUCCAAACUGACCAAGUCCAAAGAAAACAGACCGCUUCCGAUAAUAAUCUGUGGCAAUAAAACUGAUUUAAACUCCUCGAGAGCUGUGCAGGACUCCGAUGUCCGCCAGUCCCUCGGGGAGGAAAGUGUCCUCUUUGAGGUGUCUGCUAAAGACUACACCAACCUGGAGGAGAUGUUCGAGUCCCUGGCGGUGCUGGGAGGACUCCCCACAGAAACCAGACCCUCUCUCCAUCGAGACAUCUCCAUCCACACGUAUCAAGCGCUGAGCAGCAGAAAGCGAAACAAAAGAGCCAUGAAAGAGCCGUGUGGCGCGGUGCACCCGCUCGCCCGCAGACCGAGUUUCAGUAGCGAUCUGCGGCGCGUGAUGGGCCCGAGCACCCCUAAACGAAGCACACCUAUUGAGAGGUGUCAAAUACAGUAAAAGAGUAACGCUAGGGACUCUGUUUCAAACCCAUGAAUAAUAAUUAUUCAACGACGUAAGAAUUAUUAUAUUCUAUAAGUCCCUGGCUGGACCAUGGGGCAGAUUCUACACACUGACAAAGUAUUUGUGAAAUGUAUUUAUUAUAACCCUGUUGGAAAGUCGGGCUUAAGAUGGUAUAGCUAGUCAAAACUAGUCAUUAUCAGGUGUAAACUGGUUCAUAAAAUGGUAACAAACCAGCAGCUUUGAAUCUUGGUCAAAUUAGUUGUUCAUUUUUUGGCACAAUGAGGCAAAUCAACCACAAUGUAAAAAGACAUGUAACCUGACAUUGUUAUCCUAAACAGCUUUUUCGAC